Arxiozyma heterogenica is the source of this 2184-nucleotide messenger RNA. RefSeq names its product Nup84p (gene NUP84). Gene Ontology annotation, biological process: mRNA export from nucleus; post-transcriptional tethering of RNA polymerase II gene DNA at nuclear periphery; protein import into nucleus. Gene Ontology annotation, molecular function: structural constituent of nuclear pore. The transcript has a single exon. NCBI's taxonomy places the organism in Eukaryota, Fungi, Ascomycota, Saccharomycetes, Saccharomycetales, Saccharomycetaceae. The coding region runs from base 1 to 2184 and encodes 727 amino acids. The record is from RefSeq and is a predicted model, not a curated record. Gene Ontology annotation, cellular component: nuclear pore outer ring; nuclear pore.
AUGGAGAGUGAUUUAGAAAAAUCAAGAAAGGCACAACACUUUUUAGAUUUUGCUGAAGUAUUGAAAAAUUAUGCAGCUGAUUCCUUUGAUGAUGCAAAACAACCAGAUGCAUUUGCUAUUAUUAAGGAAUAUCGUUCGAUUGCAGGUGAAGCAGCUUUGAGUUUAAUUGAUACUAAAUUUCAAGACGAGUUACAAACUACAUACACUAAUUGGGAACUCGAGGCUCAAUUUUGGCACAUUUUCGAUUUGUUGCUAGAUUUCAGAACAUCAGAUAUAUCAUUAGAAUUAGAAGAAGCUAAAAAAUAUAAUUCUAAUUCAGUGUUUGAAAAAGAAUUGUUACAAAAUAACAGAGAACUUUACGAAAUUUGGCUUAUUAUUAUUUGGUUGCAAGAAAACAUUAAAGUUCAGGAUAAGCCUGAAAAAGUACCUGUCCACAAAUGGUCUCAUACAUUUAUAAAUGGAGAUUUAAAUAGUGCAGACCUAGAUUACCCUUUGAGGGACAGUAAUGCCAAAAUACAUAAAGAAGACAAAUCUGCAGAUCACACUUUUUUUAAAUAUAUUUAUGAGCUAUUACUAUCUGGUAAUUUUGAAAAAGUGUAUGAAGAGUGUAAACUAUCAGAUAAUAUUACUCUAGCUAUGGUUAUUUCAGGUAUGCAGGAAUACUUAAAUCCUAAAAUAGACGUGCAAUUCUCUAGUGAAUUUACCAACCAACAGGGUAUUAAAAAACAUGCACUUUGGAGAAGAACAGUAUAUGAAUUAGCAAAAACCGCAGAAUUAGAUCCUUAUGAAAGAGCAAUUUAUUACUACAUUUCAGGGACUUUAUCAGAUGAAGAUUUAGUUGAAAGUUCCACUUGGGAAUCUGAUUUGUUAGUCAAUUUGAAUCAACUUUUACAAAUUAACAUUGAAAACUAUUUACUUCAAAAGGGUAAGAUUGACAAAACUGAGUUAAUCUCUAAUUUACCUUCAACCUCUCCAUCUUUGGCAAAUAUAUUAAAUAACGCUUUUGCAAAAUAUCCUAGAGAAAGUAGUCAUCCAAUUAGAGUACUGAUGGGCUCCAUUAUACUAAACACAAUGGAUACAUUGGUGCAUUCUUCAGUUAAAAUGCUAUUAGAUAUAAUGAAAGGAAAUGAAACAUCAAAUGAAAUAUUAGAUGAACCUUACCUAUUGCGUAUCGUCACGCAUCUUACUAUAAUAUUAGACAUAAUUACCCCAGGAAAGGUUGAUAACAGCGAUAAGGUAAAAUUAAUCACAGCUUAUAGUAGCAUUUUAAAAUUGAACAAAUUGUAUGCCUGUAUUCCAAUAUAUAUCAAGUUUUUAAAUGACAAUGAUGCACUAGAGACCUAUUCAUUCAUUUUAUCCACUAUUUCAGAAUCUGCUGAUAGGAAAGAACAAUUAGAACUAAUGGAUUAUCUCCGACUACCUAUUGCUAACAUUUUAAGACGUACUACUCAACGUGUUUUUGUUGAAUCAGAAUCCAUGUAUAUUCCUGAAGGAAAUAUUGUUGUCUCUUCAGAGAUAAGUGGUAUAGAUAAACACACAAUCCAUGCUGUUGAAUGGUUAAUUGAUGGAAAAUUAAGCAAUGAUGCUAUUAAAUCUAUUGUUGCUAUGGGAAGAAGAUUCUUGUUAAACGGUAGAAUAAAAUCGUUACAAUAUUUUUUUGACAACAAUAAUAUUGAAGUUGUGAUAAAUUCUUAUAAACUGGAAAAUUUGGCAAAUGAUGAUAUUGUUGCAGAUGACAUCCAAAUCAAAGAGAUCUUAGAAUACCAAAGUUUAGUGAAAAGUUAUGAGAUGUAUGAAGAAUGGCAAAAGGCCAUCAAGCAAUUAAAUUCUGAAUCAAAUAUUCCCACCUUAAUUGGGAAAUUUCAAGAAUAUACUAAUAAUACACUAGAACUUAUUAAAACAUUUUUAAUUGAACUUACAUCAAAUGCAUCAAUACCUGAUUAUAUGGUUCUAUGUGAAAUUCGUGCACUUUAUAUACCAUAUUUUUUAAUUGAACUUCAUAAGGGAUUAGUAGAAGCUGCAAGAUUGUUGAAAAUACCAACAUUUAUUAAGAAUGCAUUAGAAUUUACCUCAUUAGUUGCAAAUGAAACAGAUUCCUUGUAUUUAUUAUUUCAAUCAAGUGGUAAAUUAAAAGAAUAUCUUCAAUUAAUUGCUCAUACCGCCACUUUAUUGGAAAAAGAAUAG